Molecule: messenger RNA, 3380 nt
Organism: Drosophila kikkawai
Lineage: Eukaryota; Metazoa; Arthropoda; Insecta; Diptera; Drosophilidae
Gene: eco
Product: Establishment of cohesion
Biological process (GO): mitotic sister chromatid cohesion
Cellular component (GO): chromatin; nucleus
Molecular function (GO): protein-lysine-acetyltransferase activity
Source: RefSeq, a predicted model, not a curated record
GAAUAAAAUACUAAAAUAUGUUGUUAAAUAUUUUUUGGAAAUACUAACUUUAAUUUAAAUUUGUUAUCGAUCACGAUAUCACGAGUGUUGGUAGACGCUCGAAAAAACCGCGGUCGAUAAUUCACUGGCAGCAAAAAAAGCGGGAGGAUUUGGACAAAGUUAAUGCGAAUUAAAAAUUGCCAGCGAUCAUGGAGACGCCGAAGGGUAGUGGGUCCGCCUCACGCCCCGAUCGCUCGGCCACCCCACGCCUCUCCGAGCGGAAGCGGCGACUGUUCGGCAGUCCCGUAACCCGAAUAGUCAAGAUCAAUGACGAUGAAGAUGAGGACGUCGACAUUCUUGGGGUUUCGCCCUUGAAGCCCCAUGUGACGCCCAACAAACCGAGCGGGGGCUCCUUCACCGAGCACGCCACACCAGGCAGGAGGCGAGUGCUGCGCAGCAGCCCCAAUAGCAGCCCCGAAACCAACAAGGAAAACAAGACGGGGCGCAGCAAAAGGGCUGUCGUGGCGGCCACGGCCACGGAGGAGCAGCUGCCGCACUUGUUCACCACCACAAUGCGGCUGAAUAGCAACAGUAGCAGCAGCCAAGCCAGUAGCCCCCGUACGCCCAAGCAAGGACGUCGCCAGCGGCCGGAUUCUCUUAAAUCCUCGCCAGCCUCUGAGGCGGGAUCACCGGCAGUACGCCAGGAACGGGCGAAGCCAAAGCCCAGGCCGGAGGUUAGCGAGAGCAGCACCAGACGCAGCCCCCGCAACGAAAAACUGAAGACUAUGGAGCCCAGUCAAGGGGCAAGGAGUGAGCAAACCAGGAUCAGUCCCAGAAACCAUAGAAAAACCACAAAAACUGUAAACAAUACAAAGGCUGCUUCUCCAGGAUGUGUUACCACAGAACUUGGCCAGAAAAGCAGUACGAAUAGCCAAAAGUCCCCAGUAUCCAUCCUUAAACCCACUAGAAAAAGCAAUGAAGGCGGUUUGAAGAGUCGAAGAGCCUCUGUGACCAUUAUGAACCACGAAAAGGACCCAAACUCUCCUUUAAGAAUCGGUGGAAACCCAACCAACCCCAAGACUCCAAAAUCCAAUAUAGAAAUGAUGCUCGCUUCGGAGGAUGAAGUAGAUGAAGUAGAUUGUAGGGCUGCUCCUCGUCAGCCCCAGAAGCGCCUGCACCCGGCCACGCCUUCUGCCAAGGCUGGCUCCUCAACAGAAUCCGACUCGGGAUCGCCGCAGAGCAAGUUGCGCAGGAUGAACCUGGAGAGCAGCAUACCCACAAUGGCCUUCUAUUCGCACAGUGAAAGUGGAGCGAUGCGAGCGAAGGGAACACGAGGCAAGGCGGCCAGGACCCCUCAGUCGAGCAAGGCAAAGACCUCGCCGAAGCGUCGAGUCGCGCGGACGGGAAUCAACAAUGGAGUGAGACACAAGAUUCGAAAGCGGCCUGGAUUAUCCCAACACUUGCCACAAACCAACUUGAAUCACAUCCUAAGCUCCCUGAGAAAUGAGAGGCUGAAGAACUUGAUCACCACCAAGCGCGAGGAACGCGCCAAGGUGGAGGAGGUGCACGAGAUUCUGCGCACGGCCCGGGAUCCGAUCAAAAUGGCCAAACCCUUAAGUGUGCUGGAUUCCGAAGACGCCAACAACAACAACAAUAACAAUGUCUCUGUUGGAGCCAUGUGGCGGGACACGGAUAAAGACUUUAGCGACCUAAGUGAGGAUGAAGAGAAGGUGGACAUCUUGGAUCCCGCAAUGGAGCUGGAACCCAUCAUACCUUUAAUACGGCACGAGACUACAACACACACUUCACCGCCCGCCGAGACUGUGGAUCUCAGCAAGCGCAAGUUCUUCAAGUCGGGCCGCAGGAGCAGCACCUGCAUGGAGGUUCGGAUCACGGACAACAUCAAGGCCAGUGUCAGCCAGGGCAAGAUUGCCCUGGUUCAAACGCCACGCCGGAAGCCACGAUCCGUUCGCGUCAAGUCAGCGACGAUAUUCUCCGCGGAGCAGGCCACCGUGGAUGCGAUCCUCAAAAGCUUAAAUGACUCUGUGUUCGGUGAGAUAGUUGAGUCUGAGCCCAAGGCGUCUAUCACGCCCAUGGAGACCGAAUCCGAAUCGUUGCCGGAAACGAUCGAAACCGAGGCAAGGAUAGAUCUCGAUCCCUUUGCUGUAUUCCGACAACGAUUGCCAUACCAAACGGAGGAUCCGGAGCUCAUAGAGCAACAGCAAAUCCUGCUCGAGUUCCUCAUCAGCAACAACAUCUGCACCGAAGAGAACUUUGAGAUCUUCAUUGCGAAUCCGGACAGUCACAAGGAGGAGGCCAAUCGGAUUGUUGACGACCUGUACAUGGUGGUGAACAGCGAGGAGGCAUCGGCGCAGGUGGCUCAAAUGGAAGCCGUGCCGCAACCAGUGGUGGUGGAGGCUCCACCUCCUCAGGAUCCCGUCCCGGAAGAAGCCCAGCCAAAGCUAUUUCCCAUAUUCACACAGCGACUGCAGCCUGUUGUCCAAAAAUCCUCGCGUCGUCGACCCAGCACCUCCAUGAGACUGCUGUCCGAGGCGGCGGGGGGAUCCAAUCAGUACCAGAUCGAUGCCGGGCAGAAGGCCUUUGGUGCCCGUCAGUGCCAGCAGUGCGGAUUGGUGUACACCGUCCACGAACCGGAGGAGGAGCAGCUGCAUCGUGAGUACCACAACUCGAUCCAUGUGCUGCGCUUCAAGGGCUGGAUCGACGAGGAUAUUGUGGCCGUGUAUCCGGAAUGGGGCAACGAUGGCCGCAUCGUAAGGCUCAACGAACGGGCGCCGGCGGCACGACUCGAGCGACUCAAGGAUCUCAUCGGUGUGGUGGACAAGGAGCUGGGCUACUCUUCGUAUAUUGUGCCAAAGAUAUUCGUGGCCUUCAUGGCGGUGCGAAAGCAACAGAUUGUGGGUUUUUGCCUGGUGCAGCCCCUGUCGCAGGCCCAUCGGUUCAUCCAGGUCGAUGGCACGGACUACUUCAGCGAGGAGACCUACCAGGCUAGUUGCGGAGUAUCCAGGAUAUGGGUGUCACCCCUUCACCGUCGUGGCGGCAUCGCCAGCAAGCUAAUACGGGCUGUCCAGUGCCACACGAUAAUUGGUCAGGAGAUUUCCAUGGAGUCCAUAGCCUUUAGCACGCCCACCGACGACGGGCGAGCUCUGGCGCGGCGGCUCACCGGGUUAGAUAACUUUUUGACCUACGACCAGUGACCCAGGCCUCUUGGAAGAGCGGGAAAGACGGCUAUUGAAUAGCUGGAUUAGUUUGGAUUUAGGAUUGCUUCGGAACCUGUUCUAACUUAUUAAGUUACAAGUGGCGAGUACAAGCGCCAUUUCAAUUGUGUUUUAAGGGUGGAACAAGUGUCCCCGUGAUUAUGCAAUAAAGUUUGGUUUAAUACA